Messenger RNA from Galeopterus variegatus (Sunda flying lemur), 3243 nucleotides. RefSeq names its product PRKC, apoptosis, WT1, regulator (gene PAWR). NCBI's taxonomy places the organism in Eukaryota, Metazoa, Chordata, Mammalia, Dermoptera, Cynocephalidae. The annotation marks the transcript as partial. The record is from RefSeq and is a predicted model, not a curated record. Gene Ontology annotation, cellular component: cytoplasm. The transcript is spliced from 6 exons. Gene Ontology annotation, biological process: apoptotic process; positive regulation of apoptotic process.
AUCGCUGCUUCGGGGGCACCGCCACCCGGGGGCGAAGAGGAGGAGCGGGACGGCGCCCCAGAGAAAGGCAAGAGUUCGGGCCCCAGUGCCAGGAAAGGCAAGGGGCAGAUCGAGAAGAGGAAGCUGCGGGAGAAGAGGCGCUCCACCGGAGUGGUCAACAUCCCCGCGGCAGAGUGCUUAGAUGAGUAUGAAGAUGAUGAAGCAGGGCAGAAAGAGCGGAAACGAGAAGAUGCAAUUACACAACAGAACACAAUGCAGAAUGAAGCCAUAAGCUUAUUAGAUCCAGGCAGUUCCUGUCUGCUACAGGAGCCAUCCAGAACAGUUUCAGGCAGAUGCAAAAGCACAACUGCUGCUUCUGAAGAAGAUGCUUCAGGUAGAUAUCUCCGAAUGGAUAGAAGUGGGUUCAGUAGAUAUAACAGGGAUGCAAAUGUUCCAGGUAAUUUGGUCUCAAGUAGCACAUUGGAAAAGAAAAUUGAAGAUCUUGAAAAGGAAGUAGUAAGAGAAAGGCAAGAAAACCUAAGACUUGUGAGACUGAUGCAAGAUAAAGAGGAAAUGAUUGGAAAACUCAAAGAAGAGAUUGACUUGUUAAAUAGAGACCUAGAUGAUAUAGAAGAUGAAAAUGAACAACUAAAGCAGGAAAAUAAAACUCUUUUGAAAGUUGUUGGGCAGCUGACAAGGUAGAAGAUUUCAAGGCUCAGUGUGGAAAAAACAUUUUAAAACUACUGAUUGAAUGUUAUGGUCGAUGCUAGGACAAUAUUCCUGUGCUGCAAUAUGUUAAAAUAACUUAGUAUGUGUAUUUAUUUCUGGAAAACGGAUGGAUGUUUAUUUUCAAUAUAUUUCUUUUUCUUUAUUAGUUUCAAAAAAGUAUCAACCUUUUAUUUCAUGAUUGACGUCUUUCAGUUAUUAAGAUGAUAGGUAAUGCCUCUUUUGGUUUUGUGUGGUAUUCAAAUAAUAUAUGGUUUAAAGUCACAACUGUUUGAGUAUAUUUUAUCUAUGGUAGUGCAUUUUCUCCCUAAAGAAAUAUACAUAGUCUUUGUUUACAUGAAUUCAAGUACUUUUGGGGAGUUACUUACAAAUGCCUUAUUACUGAUGUGUGUAACCUUAUAUGUGUUGAUGACUUACUUAUAAAGGCCUUUGUCUACUGUCAUUUGUUCUUUCCACUUAUUCUAAACAAUUUAGAAUAAUAGAGUCACACUAUUUUGUGUAACAGUAAUCUUUUAAAAGGAAAGCUAUUAUAAAAAGUCAAUAAUAUCAUGUUCUAGUUGGCUAAAUAUAAAUUUAAGAGAAUACUUGAAUUGUGCUAUAGUAAAUGAAAAUUUACUAUUUGGGGUUUGAUUAUUGAAAAAAUUUAAAAUGACUUAACUUCUAAAAACAUACAUUUUAAAAUGUAAAAUUUCUUAUUUAGGUACUACCUUUUUGAUUGUUUCAAGGUUUAUCAGUGAAUAUUAGAUAUUUAAAAAGUUGUUUGUCCUUCAGGCCUGGAAAAUGUGUACAAUUUCAGUAUAUAAGAAAAAAUUCAUAUUUUUAUUAUAUUAUGUGCAUUAAAAUCAAAACCAAAAUAUUUAUCCACACUUAAAACAUUUAUACCAUAUUAACAAAAUAGCACAUAAGCAGAAAUAGUACCAAAGUAUUUCAUCUAAUUUCUGAAUUGGAAAAUAACACUGUGAUACAGUUUUUCUCAUGAGAGAAUAUUCCCUUAUCUAAAAUGUAAGGGGUUUUCUAACAUUGAAAUUUUUAAAACAAUUAUUUUUGAAGUUAUACAAAUUUUUUCUUCAAUUAAAUAUCAUUAGUAUUUAGGUUUGUUUUAUAUUACAUUUUUAUGUUGAGUAAGAAAACCUCCCCUUUAAAAUAUAGUAACAUUAAGAAAUGUCUGCCUGAUAGCUGAAUCUCAAACAGUGGUACUGGUAUCCUUUUAUACAAUUAAUAUACAAAAGUGGCUCAAACAUAGUAAAAUCCACUUCGGAUGUCUUACCCUUUUUCUUUCACUUGCCAAGCCCCUUCAUUAUUCACUAUUAGAAAAAUAAGGAAAGUGAAAUAGUUGGGGAAAAUGUGGAGUAAAUGAUAAUAAGUAUUAGAUAUUGAAUUCUAAAAAUCUCUGCAUUUAGCUAGAUUGUCUUUCACCCAACCCCACUUUAGAAGUUUCGAGCUUGGCUGCUCAUCAGAAUCACUGGAGGAACUUGAAAAGAAUUCCCUGACUGUAGCUUCUAGAUAGGUUUAUGUUGAGACCCUGCACUUGAGCAUUUUAAAGCUCAUCAUGUGAUGAUUCUGAUCAUAACCUGGUUUGGAAAUAGCUGCUGUUGUGUGUUUACUCCUGUAUUCCAUUGAUGACCCUGGAAUUGACAUAAUUUUAGGUACCAGCGUUUUCCCCUUUUAUUUAAUAAUUAAACUGGUGUCCAGGGCAGUUUUCCUAUGUCCAUAUAGAUAUAUAUUCACUGCUCACAAAAAGUUCAAUGUUAGAUUACCAAAUCUGGUAUAUAGGUGCAGAAUUAGUUCAUAAGGGCUUCAUUCUUGGGACUUUUCCCCAGCAUGGCAGUAGUGAUCUGCCACCCACGUGUAAAGGUGUUAUUCCAGGCCUUGUCACCUCCUUUGGUUGUGAGGUACUCAUCUCUCUUUAGUUACCAUUAAGCAUGUGGCAGAAGUAAUCUUAUUGCCUAGUUCCUCAUCCACACUUUGGAUGUUGUGAAAAUGCUAUCAACAUUAACUUUAAAAUAUAUUAGUAUGUUGUUUUUUUGGUAAAAAAAUUACUUCCAAUUGUCUAAUUCAUAUGUAGAUAAAAGAACUUUUUAUUUUACUUUUUAAAAUUGUAUCAGUUAUUAAUGUUUUUAAAGCCUGAGCUGUUUCAAAAUUUUUCCUUUCUUCAGUUUAUUGGGAACAUUUCCAGCAAUGAUUUUUGCUUUUUUAGCAUAAUGAUAUCAAGUGCAAAUACAGGAACCUGACAAUUUAGGCAAAGCAUUUCACAUACAGUCCUUUUCCCACCUCCCUAAAAUGUGUAUUUAUUUCACAUACAGAUAUUUACACUAACUAUUGAAAAAUAAAGUAGGAUCUGCUACAGUUUCCCCUUAAAAUUUAUAAAAACUGUUGAGAUUUUAAAAAGGUAGUUCAAGUACAUGUGCACUACCCUAGAAAACUUGGCUAUUGUCAAUAAAAUGCUAGUAUUUGUGAAAUUAUUAGUCCUACUCAGAAAUAUUAUUUCUUAUAUCUCCUGGGAAUUUAUGGCAUAAUAAAGCACAUCCAAAGUUCUAA